Messenger RNA from Xenia sp. Carnegie-2017, 1371 nucleotides. RefSeq lists its product as uncharacterized. Lineage: Eukaryota; Metazoa; Cnidaria; Anthozoa; Malacalcyonacea; Xeniidae. The coding region runs from base 49 to 969 and encodes 306 amino acids. The transcript is spliced from 4 exons. The record is from RefSeq and is a predicted model, not a curated record.
AAAACACUUUUUAAUCAUAAAAUUCUUGCUCUGGUUCUCUUAUGAAAGAUGAUUGGGCAUAUUUUCGUAUUUUUUCUUGUUAUGAUUGCCUGCCAUGCAUCAGAAGACGCAUCUCAAUAUACACAAACUGUUUUCCGGAAGUUGAGAGAAAAAGGUGAGGCUCUAGCAGAAAAAGAUGUCAUUUCAAGUCAUGUCACUCGCAAUCUAAUGGAAUGUUCUAUGAUAUGUGCUUCAUUGCAGCAAUGUGUUGGCUUUAACUACCUUGACAAUGUACAAGAACAUUUGAUUAACUGUCAAACCAGCAACAAGACAAUAAGUAAUGUCUCAAAAAUUGUAUCUUCCGAAGCAAAUUGGAUUUUUUAUCAAACUUCAAAGAUAAAAGAACCUGCAGAAAAUGAAAAUAAUUGGAUAGUCCUAAGCGACACAAGUAUUCUAAAAGAUAAAAAUGAUUGGAUAGUACAACUCAAACAAUGGCUUCCUUCGACAUUGAAUGACAAAAAGGCGGUCCAUUGUUACCAGGCAACAGUAAAUGGAUGGAAGGGAAGCACAUUUCCCCAACGUUGUGACAAUAAAGGACCGACACUGGUUGUUGUAAAAGUUGGAACUUUUGUCUUUGGGGGAUUUGCUUCAGAAUCUUGGAAAGGAGGCCACCGUUUCAUAAGAGCAGAAAGGUCGUUUAUUUUUUCUUUAAAAAACAAUGAUGGUCUGCCACCAUUUAAAUCCGAAGUUGUCAAACCACAAUAUGCAAUUUACGAUUAUUCUACCCGUGGACCCAUAUUUGGAGGUGGUGCUGAUUUGUACAUUCAUGAUAACGCCAACUCUAAUAACAAUUCUUACUCAAGAGGGUUUGGAAAUUCCUACAAGCUUCCAAAUGGUUAUACUUUGGGCGACUCCAAAACACGAAACUUGUUAGCAGGUUCCUCUUCCUUCACACCAGAUGAAGUGGAGGUGUUUUACUUUUCUUCAUAAAUAAACUAAACAAGAAAGAAUCGUAUGAAAAUAGAUCGAAUUCUCAGCUUUAUCAUAGCAAAUUAACAGUAGUUUUUUGCUUAUGGAAGUAGCAUAGUGUGCAAAUUAUUUUGUGUAGCAAUUUUACUGUAAUAUCAAGUAAGUUUGAACGUGUAAUUAUGGAUUAUUUAGAGUUCAAUUUUGAACGACAUCAGCAUCGUAGGUGCAUGCAUUCCAGUGCUUCCCCAGUCAAAACGUCAUGAUUGUGAGGCCUGUUUUUUGGAAUGUUUCUUUGCAUGUAAAUUGUCUAACGUUCUUGGAAAUUGUAAUCAUUGUAAGGUUGUAAUAUACCUACCUAUAAAGCAAGUUCUUUAGCUAAAUAUUAUGCAGGAGGAUUUAUUGUUGUAGUAAAAAUAUAUUUAG